This is a messenger RNA of Vicia faba (fava bean), 291 nucleotides long. Lineage: Eukaryota; Viridiplantae; Streptophyta; Magnoliopsida; Fabales; Fabaceae. The record is from the annotation of a GenBank genome assembly.
AUGGUGAAGUUUGUGGUACCCUUUGUUCCUUUUCCUUCCAACAUUGAUCCUGAGAGAGACUCGAUAGAAUGGGUACGCACGAUCCAAAAAGAGUUCGAUGAAGAGGAAGAUAAGAUCUAUGAAAAACUCAUAAGAGAAGGGUUUCUUACUGAGGAAUACAAAACGACUGAUGAUAGCGGUGAGGUAUCAUGGAGGUCGACUGUAACCAAAGCAAACAUGUACAGGCAAAAUUCCCUGUAUAUUCCAAUGGAUAUAUCAAGGACAUGUUUUGUAAAAAGAAAAAUGAAAUAA